This is a messenger RNA of Solanum stenotomum, 1210 nucleotides long. RefSeq lists its product as uncharacterized. The transcript is spliced from 2 exons. The record is from RefSeq and is a predicted model, not a curated record. The coding region runs from base 87 to 281 and encodes 64 amino acids. Lineage: Eukaryota; Viridiplantae; Streptophyta; Magnoliopsida; Solanales; Solanaceae.
CCUGAAAUUCAAUUCAACGCAUUGAAAUUUUGAAGAUGUGUAAGAAUUCUGGAAAAGAGAUUUAAGCAUACAAAUAGAGAGAAGAAAUGGCACAGGCGAGUAAAGAGCCCUGUAAGAAACAGGCUUGCGAUAUUCAAGCUUGUCUUUCCAAGAACAAUUUCCUUCCUCAAAGGUGUGUAAAAGUGAUUGAAGCAUUGAAAUAUUGUUGUGAGCAAUGUGAAUACAAGUCAACACAUUGUGCUUCUCUGUCUGGGCUGCUUAAGCAAAUACAGAAAAAAUAGAGUUCAAGGCUACAGUUGGCUUCAGACUUCAGAUAACACCAUAUCCUGGUUGUGUUCUUCGUGGCAGAGGAGGAGCCAACGUGAGUUGCUUCUCAGAGCCAAACAUCUUGCGACUUUAUGGACGUUCUCAAUGCAAUCAAGAAAGCUGGAUCACUACUCAAGUGAUUAUUGAUUUUAGUUUCAUUAUUAGGAAUCUGAGUAUAGAAGUUGAGAAUAUAUUUCAGCUGUAUGACAUAGUUAACAUAGCUGUUGAACCUCAUAAGCGAGCGGCAUACUUAAUUUCUUUAGCAAAUAAAUAGUAGUGGUGGAGAUGGUUGUGGCGAACUGAACUCAUAGAUAGAACGCAUUGUCUCAUUUAGACCAGCUUGCCUUGUAUACACAAAUAGCGCAAAAUUUCUCAGUCGGCAUCAUAUAUUUUACUAUUCACAAGAAAAAAUUAGAAUGAAGCAAAACAUAAUUUUGGAUAUUAGCACAUUUGUUGCCUAGAGUUUAUAUAUUGGCUCGAUUUUUGGUAACUUGGUUCAAUAGGUUAACUUUUUUUCAAAUUAUAUUUCAACCCUCCAAUUAAAAGCAAUCCCAUGUUCAACAAGGACCAUUUUAAUGGGUCUGCAUCCCGUGCUAAAGUUUAACUGCUUGCGUUCGUGUCAUUUCUUGCAGUAAGGAUUGCUGAAUGACACGCUGCUCUGGACUCUAGAGUAUAUUAUAAGUACAUAUUACUAACUGGCAGAGUGUAAUCACUACAAUUGCAUAGUUCUGUAGAUUUUCAUGGCCUUGGUAGAAAACCGCUUGUUACUCUUCACUACAUAUAACAAAAAGCAGUCCAUAGAAUACAAUUGGUGUGGUCUCUUCUUGGGAGAAGAAGAAGAAUUGAGCAGAUGAAUUUGGGUGGUAAAAACGGUUUCCUGUACCAGGUGAAAAGAAAAGAGAGG